Rotaria sp. Silwood1 is the source of this 510-nucleotide messenger RNA. Lineage: Eukaryota; Metazoa; Rotifera; Eurotatoria; Philodinida; Philodinidae. The record is from the annotation of a GenBank genome assembly.
AUGACAUGUAUUACAAUAUUUGUAUCACUUCAUACUCAUCAUUGGAUACAAAAUAUUCAUGGAAACGAACAUCGAGGUAUUAAAAUGGCAUGUUAUGAUUAUGGCACUUUAUGUUAUAUAAGGAGUACUACUCAAGGAGGAAUAUUGUUUUUUUCUAUAAUCAGUUCAAUUAAUUUGAUAUUGGAAUUAUUAAAUAUUUUUCUUUUAUGCAAACGAAAACGUUCUCGUAUUAAUCUACUUUUAGAAGAACUAGCUAUUCUAACAACCUUAGUAUUUACAUUAUCUACUAUUAUCUUUAUUGUUGUUGGAUUUAUUGUAAUUAAAAGUAAUGCAGAUGAAAAAUUUGAUUGGUCAUUUAGUAUAUUUAUAUUAUCAUCAAUGUUAGGUUUUACUGAUUUAAUAUGUUCAUUAGUACGUGUGGUUUCAUAUUGCCGUGAUAAUUCAUUUCGUUCUACUUUAAUAACAUAUACAUUAAAUGAAAAUCACGGAAUGGUUCAAAUUCAAGCAUAA